Macadamia integrifolia is the source of this 1131-nucleotide messenger RNA. RefSeq lists its product as uncharacterized. The coding region runs from base 332 to 856 and encodes 174 amino acids. Lineage: Eukaryota; Viridiplantae; Streptophyta; Magnoliopsida; Proteales; Proteaceae. The transcript has a single exon. The record is from RefSeq and is a predicted model, not a curated record.
UCACAUUUCAGACUACCUUAUCCUACAAUCUCUCUCUCUCGAUAUGAGCUAGGAAGCCCAUCAACAACCCAAUCUCACAUUUCAAAACCUUACCAACUCCAAUUCCACAUUCCAGCUCGUCCUUUCCAUCUCCGGAAUCAUCAUUAAUUCCCACUUUUCUGAUUACCAAAUCAAUUUUCUUCCUGCUCUAUAGCUAAAUCCUAUUAUUCUUCUUCUUUCUUCGGGAUUAAUUAUUGAUAAGCCUUUCAACUUUCUGUUGUGGUGGUGGUGGUGAAGCCUUGAAGGUGCAUGAGUAAGUGCUGUAAUUAAAGGAUACAAAAUUAAGAUUAAUAUGAGCAAAGGCAAGGGAAGCAAACAAAGCAGGAUGAGCAGGAUGGCCAAGGCACCCAUCAGAAUCCUGUGCAAGGCAAGGGAUUUGUACGUCCAAACUCUCACGUCGUGUGCCGGGAAUAUGAGACACGGAGGGAAUUACGACACGAACGGUCUGCCCGCUGCUCCUAAGUCAUCGUCCAACUUCCCCAGGAGCUUCAGCGUCACUUCCUCAAGAUCCUCCGCCGCCAGCGACGAGGACUUCCGGCAGCUCAUGAGGGUUGCCUCUCUGAAGGCCCUUCACAAUAAGUAUGGGACACAGUCACCACAGCAGCAGUGGGGCCGCUCUCAAAGCGUGGGUGCCUCAGCGCCCAAAGGAAAGGGAACAUUGAUGCCCAGGAGUGUUUCUCAUAGCGUCGCCAUCGCCAGGAUUGACGAGGACAAGCCUUGCGACUUCGCAGAAGAAGAAGAAGAAGAAGAAGAAGACGAUACGGCCAACCAACUCAACCCCACCAAGUUAUCACACCCGUUCCCGAGAAGCGAAUAACAAUUCAUUUGCUCGAUCGGUUCCCUCUCCCGCUGCGCUCUUUUUUCCUAUCUAGCUGGUGCUUCUUCUUGUUCGAUCUUUAUUCUGUUCCUGGCUGGACAAGAUAUCCCUCUUUUCUUUUUCUUGCAAAAUCUUUGAUUUCAUGAGAGUGUGAAGAAGGUGAAAUUGUUAAUUGGUUGACUUCCUUUUCUUUUCAAGUAACAUCGAUAGUCUGAAUAAAAGUUGUUUAGCAUGUAGUUCAAAUGUAAAUCAACACAGACGAACUGCAUCCCCAC